AUGGCCUUCCUGAAGAAUGCGAUCCCUCUUGCUCGCCGAGCCCUGUCCUCCGCGGCAGGCUCGGCGCAGCCUCGGAAGGUGGCGGUUCUUGGUGCUGGUGGCGGCAUCGGACAGCCACUUAGUCUUCUGAUGAAGUCGAGUCCGCUUGUAACGGAUCUGUCGCUGUACGAUGUGGCGGGUACUCACGGUGUGGCUGCUGACAUCAGCCAUAUCUGCUCCAACGCCCAGGCGAAGGGCUAUCUCGGCAACGACGAGCUUUCCGGAGCUCUGGAGGGCAGCGAUCUGGUGCUGAUCCCCGCUGGCGUGCCACGUAAGCCGGGCAUGACGCGGCAAGACUUGUUCAACAUCAACGCAGGCAUCGUGAAGGGCCUGUGCGAAGCCAUCUCCAAGCACUGCCCCACGGCGGCGGUGGGCAUGAUCAGCAACCCCGUGAACUCCACCGUGCCCAUCGCGGCGGAGGUGUUCGCCAAGGCGGGCACGUACGACCCCAAGAAGCUCUUCGGCAUCACCACUCUCGACAUCGUGCGCGCGCGCACCUUCUACGCGCAGGCCAAGGGGCUCAACGCGGAAGUCACUGAGAAGCUUUUCGGCAUCACCACUCUCGACAUCGUGCGCGCGCGCACCUUCUACGCGCAGGCCAAGGGGCUCAACGCGGAAGAUGUGAGGAUACCGGUGGUGGGCGGCCACGCUGGCGCCACCAUCAUUCCGCUCUUCUCCCAGGCGACGCCCUUCGUGGAGCUGACGGACGAGGAGAGGGAUCAGCUGACCAAGCGCACGCAGGACGGAGGCACGGAGGUGGUGCAGGCCAAGGCGGGCAAGGGCUCCGCCACGCUCUCCAUGGCUUACGCAGCGGCAGUGUUCGCAGACUCGCUCCUCAAGGCUAUGAACGGCGCCCCCAACGUCGUUGAGUGCACCUAUGUGGAGUCAAAGCUCACAGAGGCGCGCUUCUUUGCCUCCAAGGUGCGCCUGGGUCCCAAUGGAGCAGAGGAGAUCCUUCCCCUGGGCGAUCUUCUCCCCUAUGAAGAGAAGGCCAUUCAGCGCGCCCUGCCCGAGCUCCUCGAGUCUAUCCAGGCUGGUGUGGACUUCGUUAAGAACGCCUAA
Closterium sp. Naga37s-1 is the source of this 1101-nucleotide messenger RNA. Lineage: Eukaryota; Viridiplantae; Streptophyta; Zygnematophyceae; Desmidiales; Closteriaceae. The record is from the annotation of a GenBank genome assembly.